Bactrocera tryoni is the source of this 3002-nucleotide messenger RNA. RefSeq names its product leucine-rich repeat-containing protein 15. Lineage: Eukaryota; Metazoa; Arthropoda; Insecta; Diptera; Tephritidae. The transcript is spliced from 5 exons. The coding region runs from base 464 to 1774 and encodes 436 amino acids. Gene Ontology annotation, molecular function: protein binding. Gene Ontology annotation, cellular component: membrane. The record is from RefSeq and is a predicted model, not a curated record.
AUGUACAUACAAGUGAAAAACAAAUGCACUGCAUAAUUUUUAUUUUUUAAAUAAAGUAAUUUUUGUGCAAAAUCAAACUGCAAAGUGCAACAAGGCGCCAGCAACAUAAUUUACUAUAGCUAAAUGUAUGUAUGCAUACAUAUGUACAUACAUCUACAUAUAUACCCACAUAUAACUACAUACGAUUUUUGCGCUCAAACGGUACAGUUAUCUGCGAAUUCUGCUGACUUUUAGUGCAACACAAGAGGUUUUCUAUGCAUUUAUUGCAACGGCUUAGUGCUUACCGGACACCAUCGAUGAAACAUCUCUUUAGAAACAGUAAUUAAAGUGAAGUUUCCUGCUAUUUGAACAACAAUUAAAGAAUAUUCUUCAUAUCGAGCUUAUGCCUAAAAAUUAAAGCAUCUACAAGUACCACCUAACUUUCUCCCAGCUGCGAAACCCACCCACCAUAAACCGCAUAAGAAUGAGUACUUCCGCUAGCAUAAAGUCACAGCUGCUGCUUUACGCGCUGCUCACCAUCACCUGCUUAUGCGUCACGGCACAGUUACCCGCGACAGGCUCUUCAAAUUGUGGACCCAAUUUUCCACCGGCCUGCCUUUGUGGACGCGAGCUGUACGAGGGCAGCAUCAGUUACAUUGUAAACUGCACGAAUACGGGCAUCCAUAACACCAGUGUGCUCGAGUUCAUGCCGGACGAGGUGGAAAUUUUAAUUUUCACCGGUAAUAUUGUGCCCGAACUGCCAUGGAAUGUAUUUGGCUCGAUUAAUGACUACAAAAAUCUGAAGAUUGUCGAUAUGAGCAACAAUCACAUACGUGAAAUACGUGGCAAAUCCUAUCAUCAUGUGCAAAAUGUGGAGCGUUUAAUAUUAAAUCACAACAACUUGAGCAUUUCACGCGAGGAUGACGAGGUCAAUCACCAUCAUCCACGCGUGUUUUCGAAUUUCCUAAACUUGCAAAGUCUACACCUGACCGACGCGUUCGCUGACAAUAGUUCGCCACAGCUUAGUGAAGAUUUACAUGAUAUUUUCGUGAACAGUCAGCUGAACAAGUUGCAGAAAUUACAUUUGGAGCAAAACGAAAUCACACACUUCAAGGAUCGCAAUGUCUUCUGUGAUCUGCCGAGUCUGCGCGAUUUACACCUGGGCGACAAUCUACUCAAAGAUAUCAAUUUUGAGGUGCGUUGCUUGAAAAAUUUGCGCUUUCUCGAUUUGGAACGCAACAAAUUCGAAUAUGUGAAGACACACGACAUGAUGCUACUCAACGAACUGGAGACGCGCAGCGAUCGCACCACCAAUCUCAUUGUCGACUUCAAUCUCAAUCCAUUCCUUUGUGACUGCAAAAUCAGCUCCUUUCACACCUGGAUACUGUCGACAAAUGUAACGGUACGCAAUAAGAAUACGCUAAUGUGUUAUCACAAUGAUGUGGAGCCACUACCGAUCAUGGAGUUGAAUAUGGACGGCUGUGCGGCAGCGGUAGCGGCUGCAGCCAUGAUGUUCAACACCGCUACAGAUGCGCACUAUGGCGGCAACGGCAUAGAACAGAGCAUAGGCGCAGAGAGCACGGCAGCCGGACGGCCGCACAUGAAUCAGCACACAGUGACACUAAUCUUCCUGCUGAUUGUUUUGAGCAUGAUUUUGUUGGGGCUGGUGGUGGCGCUGGUGUAUGUGAGUCGUGAGCGCAUUAAGUACAUGAUAACACCGGUGUUCGAUAAUGUUGCCAAGAAGGUGCAAUACACAUCGAUCAAAGACGAGGAUUGUCCGGAAGUGUAUGUUUAAGGCGCGCAAACCGCUGCAUAAAAAUCGAAAAACAAAAAACACAAACGAGCGUUAAAAGCAACGAAAGGCCAUAACUGACAGUCAACAAUGACAAGCGACUAGCAUGACAGUUUGGGAGCUGGUGUGGUGAUUGGGAAAAAUAUGAAAACCACCAAUUAGUAGAUAACACAGUUCGAUUGCCGCUGUCGGGCAGUUUAAACAGCGAUAACGUGGAUUUUUUUUACUAAUAUAAAAUUGAAUUUGUGCCAUUUAAAGACAAGAAAUCAAACAAAAAGACGCAAUGAGUAUAGUUGCAGAAAUUAUAAUAUAUACAUAUAUACAAACAUGCACACGUAUGUUAAGGGCAGCUGGCGCAAGAAAUAGCGUUAGAUAGAAAUGUUAUUUGAAAUAUGUAUGUGUGGAGUAGCAGUGUCACAGGAAUUGCUGAAAGCCAACGUCUAACAAAUAUGUAUAUGUAGAUAUAUAUACACGCACAUACAAACAUAGACAUUAGUUUAUAACCAAACUACAUACACAUACAUACAAACAUAGUAGGUAUUUAAUAUUUUCACAGCAGAACAUGAACAUAUCACAGCAGCAUUUGUAAACAGCAAAACUUAUAUAAUUAAAGAUGAAAAAAUUAAAUUAAAAUGAACAAUAAGCUCAAUAGAAAGAAAAUACUACAAUUUAUUAUAAGUACUUUACUAAUUUCAAGCAUGUAUUGGUGUAUUUAAGUUUUUAAGCUAAGUGAAGUGGUGACCUAUGUGCAAUUCUAAAAGAGAUCUUUGGCAUUUUGUCAUUUGAAAAUAUUUUUAUUAAAAAAAAAAUAAUGAAAAAAACACUACAACAAAAGCAUGUGGCUAUUUUUAAUUAAAACUAAUAAUUUAAUGAUUAAAUUUCAUAUAAAUGCAUAUAAACGCUGAAAAAUGAAAAAAAACGCGAAACGGAUACGUAAUUUAUACUACACUACAUUGGCUGUCAAACUGCAGAAAUUUUACAAUUUCAUUGAAUUUUCGCACACAUGCAUGCUUAUAACAGUGCCACAGACAGUUAGCCCUGCUUCCGACAUAAUCUAUUAACUAUAACGAUAACUAUUUUUAUUAUUUUCAAUGAGAAGAAGAUUUUUUUUCGCGCCAAAUCGCAAACGUUUCAAGGGUUAUAUGGGUUUCCUGGGGUAAAAAACAGCCUUUUUUCAACAAUGUUUUUCUCAUAUAGAAAAUGAAAUAUUUUAUUAGAACUUUUUAUUGUU